AUGGUGACUCCCUGGCGCUUCUCUGUCAGGGUCUGCUUGUGGCACCUAAGGGGUUUUGAGCUUAGAAAGGAACUCAGCUUUUUAAGACCCUCUGGAUGCCCUGGAAAUUCCAGACUCUGUUGGCUUCUUUUUGGCACUUUGCCCAAACUUGUCUCAGUCUACGGGGACAUUGGUGAGGGGGCCCCUGAGAACUUGUGUCAGCAAAGGGCAAGUUGGAGUGACCUGGCUGCAAGUGGACCACCGGAGAGAGUCUCCCAAGAGGGGCUGCUAGGCUGCCUCCUCCUGCACCUCCGGAUCGGGCUCCGGGCUGGGGCUCUCUUGGUGAAAUUCUUUCCCCUCCUUCUACUCUACCCUCUCACCUACCUGGCUCCCAGCAUCUCCAGCCUCUGGCUCCAGCUGCUUCUGAAAGCCACUGAGACCUCAGGCUCAACGUACAUCAAACUGGGCCAGUGGGCCAGCACCCGGAGAGAUCUCUUCUCAGAGGCUUUCUGUGCCCAGUUCUCCAAGCUGCAUGUCCGGGUGACCCCACACCCUUGGACUCACACUGAGCAUGUCCUGCAGCAGGCCUUUGGAGAAGACUGGGGGAAGGUACUCUGCUUUGAGGAGCAGGAACCUGUGGGUUCAGGCUGUGUGGCCCAAGUGUACAAAGCACGUGCCAAUCCUGUCUUCCUGAAGAAUGACAGCAUCCAGAGACUUGCCAAGGCCUCCGGGCAGCAGCCUUGCUCAGAAGCUGGGACAGCUGGGAGGCUGAGAGAGCUCUCUGGACACCUAGAGAAGGGGUGGAGCUCUCAAGGAAGUCUUGCUGACCAGUCAUUUCUAGAAAGACUGCUUUUCCCUAGAGCUGGCUUGAUUGGAUCAGACGCAGUCAUGUCUCAGGCUUUGGCACCUGCGGACCUGCCGGAACCACAUCACCUCAUCCCUGUGGCAGUGAAAGUGCUGCACCCUGGCCUGCUCUCUCAGGUGCAAAUGGACCUGCUGCUGAUGAAGAUGGGCAGCCGAGUCCUUGCACUUUUGCCAGGAAUCAAGUGGCUUAGCUUGCCUGAGAUAGUGGAGGAAUUUGAGAAGCUCAUGGUCCAACAGAUCGACCUGCGCUACGAAGCUCGGAAUCUAGAGCACUUCCAGUGCAACUUCUUGAACGUGAAGUCUGUCAGAUUCCCCACCCCUCUGCACCCCUUUGUCACCAGGGAUGUUUUGGUGGAAACAUAUGAAGAGAGCGUGCCCGUGUCCAGUUACCAGCAGGCAGGGAUUCCCACUGACUUGAAGAGGAAGAUUGCUCGGCUGGGGAUCAACAUGAUCCUGAAGAUGAUAUUUGUGGACAACUUUGUCCAUGCAGACCUUCAUCCUGGGAACAUCCUGGUCCAGGGUGCUGAUGGUCUUUCCAAGAGCCAAGAGGCACGGCUGCAGCAGGUGGAUGUCUGUGACACGCUGGUGGUGUCUGCAACGCCUGCCCGGUGCCCGCUGCGCCUGGUGCUCCUGGAUGCUGGCAUCGUGGCUGAGCUGCAGGCCGCUGAUCUGAGGAACUUCCGGGCAGUUUUCAUGGCUGUGGCAAUGGGGCAGGGCCAAAGAGUGGCUGAGCUCAUCCUGCAUCAUGCUCGGGCCAGUGAGUGCAAGGACGUGGAGCGGUUCAAGGCUGAGAUGGCCACAUUGGUGACACAGGCCAGGAAGAACACUAUCACCCUGGAAAAGCUUCAAGUUUCCAGCCUUCUCUCGAAUGUGUUUAAGUUGCUGAUGACUCACAAGGUAAAACUUGAGAGCAACUUUGCCUCCAUCGUGUUUGCCAUCAUGGUGCUGGAGGGGCUUGGCCGCUCGCUGGACCCCAAGCUGGACAUCCUGGAGGCAGCAAAGCCCUUCCUGCUGAAAGGACUAGUGCCUUCCCCCUGACUGGCAGUGGGCGUGCAGCAGCCUCCCUCGCAGAGCUGGGGGCUUCCCAGCAGCCCUCUGGGGCCGCUUGGACAUGUACGAAUUGGGAUGUGUGGAGGGCACACCAUGGCUUUUCUCUCUGAUUUGGCUGCAGGCAUCUGUUUAAAUAGCUUUGGGUUAUUUGGGGAAGUAAAUGGAGGGAAGGGUCCUAUCCAUUCCGCUGUAGGAGCUGGGCCUGGUGGGAGACUCUGUUUCAGGGAAAAGGUUCUGUGAAGAAGG
Molecule: messenger RNA, 2139 nt
Organism: Molossus molossus (Pallas's mastiff bat)
Lineage: Eukaryota; Metazoa; Chordata; Mammalia; Chiroptera; Molossidae
Gene: ADCK2
Product: aarF domain containing kinase 2
Exons: 8
Coding region: 1-1881 (626 amino acids)
Cellular component (GO): mitochondrion
Source: RefSeq, a predicted model, not a curated record